UCGAAGAUGGAGCGUAGGAUUUGAACAGGAGGCCGGAAGAGAAUCGCGCCUGUCUUUAGUAUUGUUACCGGGUUGCUUUAACGGCAGCAGCAAACUCGUUCUUUGGAUUACCGUAAGCGUUGCAGCUUUGCUCGGAUUUGUGUUCUGUGCCCCGCUUAUUGGGCGGAUUCAUCUGGUUUUGGAGUUCCAUUUACUGCAGAACGACAACGGACGUUCAGUAUUUUGAUAAAGAGGGACCUCCAUCCCAGUCGUGCGGUGAGGCUUCUAAGGGCCUCUAAGCCAGGGCUCUCUGUGUGAGAAGAGUUUUCCACAGAGUAUGGCCUCAGCCACAGAUGAUGGGGUGACUGAGAGACUGGCCUACAUAAAACAGGAAGACUGUGAGUGGGAGGUCACCGAGGAUUUGUGUGUGAAGGUGGAGGAUUGUGAAGAAAGAAUUUCAGGUUUUAAAGAGGAGGAGUCCAAGGAGGAGAUUACUGACAUUAAAGUUGAAGAUUGGAGUGACUUCUCCGUUACUCUCAAACUGAAAAAACAUGAAGAUGAGAAUAAUGUCAAGGGAGAGUUUUCUGAAAAAUCUGAUUGCAGUUUACAGCCAUGGCUCACUAAUACUGGACAGCUGGCUACUCAGCAGAAUUCAAAGGAGCUGAAAUCUGAGUCUGAAGAGAAAGUCAGUGAAGAAGAUAAGAGAGAAGGAGAAGAACAGCAGUCAUCUGGGAGUGUUGGGACGCAUUUCCAGGAGACUGUCGGCCUCACCACAUUUUCAUUUGCUCAGCCUUCUCCUCAGUACAGACUGCAACACAAAGAGGACGAUGAGAAGAUAAAGAAACCAACAAGAGAGUCUGAGAGUUCGACCCUGACUACUUCACAGCGGAGUUCUGUUCCUGUAACAAAGAUACAAGCCAUCAAUACUGAUCAACAACAUAACCCUGAGGAUAUGUAUACCAGCCAAGAACUCAGAAAAAUAAGAAUAAAUAAAUCUGAUGGUGAAGAAUACAAGUCGAUUCAUACAAGUGCAAAGUCAUAUUGCUGUCCUGAAUGUGGCAAAAAAUUCCGUCGUAAUGGCUUUCUUCAGAAACACCUAAAAAUUCACACUGGAGAAAAACCUUAUUGCUGCUCUGAAUGUGGCAAACAGCUUUCUGACAGUAACAGUCUUCAACGGCACAGAAAAAUCCACACUGGAGAGAAGCCAUAUUGCUGUUCUGAAUGUGACAAAAGAUUUAGUUACCGUAGUACUCUUCACAGCCACAUGAGAAUACACUCUGGAGAAAAGCCAUAUUGUUGUUCUGAAUGUGGCAAAAGAUUCCUCCGUAACAGCAGUCUUCAGACACACAUAAGAAUUCAUACGGGAGAGACUUAUCGCUGCUCUGAAUGUGGCAAACAACUUUCUGACAGUAACAGUCUUCAAAGACAUAAGAAAAUCCACACGGGAGAGAAGCCAUAUUGCUGCUCUGAAUGUGGCAAACGAUUCACUUUCAGUAGCGCACUUCAGAGCCACAAAAGAAUCCACACAGGAGAGAAGCCAUAUUGCUGUUCUGAAUGUGGCAAACGAUUCCCUUACAGUGGCAGUCUGCAGAGACACACACGAGUUCAUACUGGAGAGAAGCCAUAUUACUGUUCUGAAUGUGGCAAGCAAUUCUCCAGCUUCAGCUGCCUGCAGCAGCACAUGCAAUUUCAUACUGGGGAGAAACCAUAUUCCUGUCCUGAGUGUGGAAAAAGAUACACCCUUAACACCAGUCUUCAGAAGCACAUACUUAUUCACACACAAGAGAAGCCAUAUUGCUGUUCCGAAUGUGGUAAAAGAUUCCACCUCAACAAAAGCUUUCAGAACCACAAACGAAUUCACACAGGAGAGAAACCAUAUUCCUGUUCUGAAUGUGGCAAACAAUUCUUUAACCACAGUAGUCUUCGGCUGCAUACUCGAAUUCAUACUGGAGAGAAGCCGUAUUGCUGUUCUGAAUGUGGCAAAAGAUUUAGUUACAGUAGCACUUUUCACAGCCACACAAGAAUCCACACAGGUGAAAAGCCAUAUUGCUGUUCUGAAUGUGGUAAAAGAUUUACCCUUAACAAAAGUCUUCAGAACCACAGAAGAAUUCACACAGGAGAGAAGCCUUAUUGCUGUUCUGAAUGUGGCAAACAAUUCAUCAACCACAGCAGUCUUCGGCUACAUAUGCGAAUUCAUACUGGAGAAAAGCCAUAUUGCUGUUCUGAGUGUGGCAAAAGAUUUAGUUACAGUAGCAAUCUCAACAGCCACACAAGAAUACACGCUGGAGAAAAGGCUGCGAGGUGCUGACGGCAGAAAGGUUACGUACACAGAGACACAGCAGUGGCACCAGAUUACUUCACUGGAAAAUAUGCAAAUAAAUGCACCUUACCAGGACCACAAAUGCAUUUGGACCUCACGCCAGAAGGUUUAGUUACUUAAGACACACCAAAAAAAUAAAUAAAAAUAGAUACUUAGAAACCAGACACAGCCUUCAGUGAAAAACAAUCUGAUAAAACAGAAACCAUUAAAGUUUCAGUCUCAAAUGAUUACUGUGCCCUCUGAAUGGGAAGGCAAACCCAGCUGUGGAUUAUAAAAACAAAGAUUGUGCCAGUGGUGCUAGGAUCAACAGGCCUUAUCAAAAAAAAAAACUCCAAAACUGAAU
Molecule: messenger RNA, 2642 nt
Organism: Erpetoichthys calabaricus (reedfish)
Lineage: Eukaryota; Metazoa; Chordata; Cladistia; Polypteriformes; Polypteridae
Product: gastrula zinc finger protein XlCGF26.1-like
Exons: 3
Coding region: 317-2287 (656 amino acids)
Biological process (GO): regulation of immune system process; negative regulation of transcription by RNA polymerase II; regulation of cytokine production
Source: RefSeq, a predicted model, not a curated record